This is a messenger RNA of Lontra canadensis (Northern American river otter), 2976 nucleotides long. It is a transcript of the gene BEND2, whose product is annotated as BEN domain containing 2. The transcript has 20 exons. NCBI's taxonomy places the organism in Eukaryota, Metazoa, Chordata, Mammalia, Carnivora, Mustelidae. The record is from RefSeq and is a predicted model, not a curated record. Gene Ontology annotation, molecular function: DNA binding. Bases 10 to 2976 code for a protein of 988 amino acids.
UUGAAAAAAAUGUACUAUAUUAUUAUAACUGUUGAGGAUGACAGUGAAGGCGAUGAUGACAUUGGUGUUGUGAUAAUAGAAGACUCUGAAACAGAACUUACAGAGAACACACAUCCCACGGAUGGCAUGUUGACUAUAGAACCAAAUUUUCAAGCCAGCAAUGAUAACUAUCAGCAACUAUCCCAAAUGAGAUAUGGAGUAGGUGGUUUACCAGCCCUACGUGACCAAGCAGUUCCACAAAUGAACCAUCUAGCAAAUUUAAAAAGAUACAGCUCGAACUCAGUGGAAAUGGAUCUUCUCCCCCCACAGCUCAAAAGAGGAUGUUCAUCUUUUUUAAGGGCAAGCAAUGCAUUUGAAGGUUUCCGUGAUGAAAAUCAUCAAAACCGACUUACAGAACUCCAACACCAUUGCAAGGACUUGCAUGAACUUAUUGAAAGCACCAAUAGGCAGGUAAACAACCUUUGUGGAAUCGUUUCAAAAAUGCAACAGCCUUGGGAGAAGCCACUGUUGCCAGACUGUGGAGACGACAGCCCACCUGGACCCGUGGGAAGGAAGGAGAACCAUGUCCUGCCCAACCCUGCGGAGAUCUGUCUUCAGCCGGCCGUGCUGCCUGAGCCGGUCGUCAGGGAGAGUCCGCCCUUUCCCAAAAUUGUCUCCACGUAUUCAUUGCAGCCCAGUGUCACACCAGGCAGCCCAGCUCCUGGACUUGCUGUCCUGUCCUAUGUUUUCAGUGAAGGAGACGAAGAGGUCACCAGGGAUCUCUCCGCUGCCCAGCAUCCGGCUCUGCCUGCAGCACUCCUGUCCCCGGGAGAACCCCUCGUGGCACUAUCCCCUGAGGUGGCCACCUGCUCAACUGGACAGGGACCUAUCCCCGUGGGCCCUGACCCGGCUUCGUUGGCUUUCUGCAUCCCCUCCAAUUUCGAAAUGCCAGGAGAAGCAGAAGCCAGCCUUGGAAACAGUACGGAGUCAGUAUAUUACCCAAGUUCCCGGGGAGAUGGCAGUGGCCAAGAUACUGUCUCAUCUGUUUUCAUCCUUCCUAAUUUUGUAAUAACAGAGACCAGCUUGGAAAACAACCCUGAGAUGACAAAUUACCAAACUCUAUCAGGAAAUAACAGUGACCAAUGUUCAUCUGUCUGCCUCCCACCCAACUUUGCGGUUGAAAAAUUCAUACUCAUAGAAGUGCCGGAAAAAUCAGAAACCAGCCAGGAAAACAGCUCUAAGACAAUCUAUUACCCAGCUUUACUGGGAAGUAUCAAUGGCCCAGGGACUGACUCUUCAUCUGCCUCACUCCCACCCAAUUUUGUUGAAAAAGUUGUACUUGUAGAAACGCCAGAAAAUGCGGAAACCAGCCUGGAAAACAGCUGUCAGACAGUGUAUUACCAAACUUCAUCGGGAAAUGACAGUGACCCAGCUCCUGCCUCUUCAUCUUUCUCCAUCCCGCCCGAUUUCGGAAUGUUUGUAAACGCUCAAACCAGCCCAGAAGAGAACCCUGAGACAAUAAGUUAUCCAGUUUUAUUGGAAGACCGCAGUAGUCAGGACAUUUCCUCGUUACGUUGCCUUCCUCCCGGUUUCGAAGUUUUGGUCAAAGCAGAAACCAGCCUGGAGAAUAGCACCCAGAUGACAGAUUAUCAAGCUUUGGUGGAAAAUGACAAUGGUCAAGAAACUUCAGCAUAUUACUUCAUUCCUUCCAAUGUGGGAUGUCUGGGUUGUUUCCAGUUUGGGGCUAUUAGGAGUAAAGCUGCCAUGUACUCGUGUACAGGCUUCUGUGUGAAUAUCAGUUUUCAUUUUUCUGAGAGAACGCCCAAGAGCACAGUUGCUGGGUCCUACGGUAAAGAAUCUGGCAAAGAAAUGAAUUCUGAGACAACGAAUUCCCCAAUUUUAAUGGAAAAUGACAACGAACAAGAUACUGGCUCAGAAUCUUUCUUUCUUGCUCCUGGUUUUGCGCUUUUACCUGUAGAAAUACUGUUAAAAGCAGAAAGCAGAGUGGGAAAUGUCCCUGAGAUAAUGAAUUACCCAGUUGUAUUGGAAAAGGACAAUAACCAAGAUUCUGUCUCGCCAUCUCUCUGCGGCCCUUCUGGUUUUGGGUAUCUUGGUGAUCCGAAAAGGAAUGUCAGGUUGCUUAAUACUAAUUUGCUGACUGCGCAAAAGAAGAGCCAUCCGAGGCAUGCAGCCCGCUACUUGGUUCAUGUUUUGUUCUCCAAGGAAAUUCUGGUACGCAGCUGGGUAGGCAUCAAUUCCCAAGGCCGCCAACCUCUAGAUCCAAACAAAGUGGCUGCAAUAAGAGAACAUCUGGCAACAAAUUUUCCCAACCAUGAUUUGCGUGAAUGUGGAAAAGACUGGAAAACCUGUGUUGCUGAUAUCAAUUCUCUGAUCUAUUGUUUAUGUGCUGAAUCCAUCACAGCACCACAGAGAACUGGUGAGAGCAAUAAAGGCCCCCCCAGUCUCGACAUCCCAGCGCCUGCAGAUUUGAACGAUAAAGGGGGGACUGAUGGCCAUGAAAGCAGUUCCCAGCUUUGUGAGCGAACCAUUGCCUUCGAAACAAGAGAAAAUGGGAAUUCUUGGUGGGACAACAGUGUUUAUCCUCAAGGAGUUCAAGAACUUCCCACUGAGAAUUCAGUGAUAUGUUAUGAAGCACUGGAAUAUCUUGGAAAUCCAGGUAGAAAUAUACAGUUGCCACAUUCAGUACUGACUAUAGCCAAAGGGAAGUCUCGCCCAGAGCUGGCAGCCAGAUACCUCAUUCGCAACCUGUUCACAGAAGAAGUCUUGAUAAAAAGUAACGUCUAUGGCAAUCUGGGGUACGGCAUGUAUGCCCUUAACCCCAACAGGAUUCAUGCUCUUCGAGAAUUUCUUCAAGACAUCUACCCGACUUGCAGUCUCUCGGAAACCGGAUACGACUGGAAGUUGUGCGUGACAGCUAUCAAUAGCUCCAUCCGUAGUCUUCGCUAUGACCUCAAGAAGUCUACAUCCAAACCGUAG